Paramecium pentaurelia is the source of this 1020-nucleotide messenger RNA. The record is from the annotation of a GenBank genome assembly. Lineage: Eukaryota; Ciliophora; Oligohymenophorea; Peniculida; Parameciidae.
AUGAAUUAAUAACAGAUUUUAGAUAACAAUAAUAAAUAAUCUAUAAAUUUGAACUUGAUUGAUGAUACAAAUUAAUAAAAAGAUUUUUGUUAUGCAUUAGCAUUUAAUAAAGAUAAUUCAAUUUUAAUUACAAACUCAGAAAAUAUAAUUUUAAUAUGGAAUUUCAAAUAUGGUAAAAUGGAAUUAAUUUAAAGUGUUGCUGGACAUUCAGAAGAUGUUAAUUGUUUAGUUUUUAGUAAAUUGACAAAUAAUUUUAUUUCUGGAUCAAAUGAUAAUUCUAUAAGAUGUUGGAAAUAAAUUAAUUAUAAAGAAUGGGUAAAUUCAUAAGCAUUUGAAUGUAAUAGUUAUGUUUAUACUAUAAAACUAAAUUAUAAUGAAAAUUAACUUAUUUCAGGUAGUUUUCAUGGAUAAAUAAAUAUUUGGAAUCUUGAUUUUGAUAAUGAUGAAAAUCAAUUGAAACUUAUUUAAUCUUUAGAUAAACACAAUAGUACAGUUUAUGAUAUAAGUUUAAAUAAAUCUGAAAAUUAAUUUACAUCAUGUUCGAAAGAUAAUUCAAUAAUAGUUUGGAGAUUAGGAUUAAAUAAUUAUUGGGAAUUUUAAUAUAUUGUUAAGUAAUCAAUCAUUGAUUUUGGAUGUAAAGUUCAUUUUAUUAAUGAUGAUUAAUUUAUUUGGGUUAGUGGAGGUUAAUAAAGCUAAGAUUGUAUCUUCACUUUUGGAUAAAAAGAAGGAGUUUUUGAAGAAAUUAUAAAUGCAAAAUUAUAUUUAAUAAAAGAUGUAUCUAAUAUUGACGUAUUUUCAUUUCCUAUUAUUUAUUAAGAAUAACAAAAUAUUAUGAUUGUUAGGCAUAAAACCUAUAUUUAUAUUAUUUAAAAGCAAUUUAAUGGAUAAUUUAAGAUUUCUUAUUAAUUAAAUUGUUAAACAAAUGUUAUAUUUGGAACAUUAACAAAUGAUGCAAAGUAUUUAGUAAUCAAAAGUAAUUAAAACAAUAAAUAUAUGAUUUAUGAAUUAAAAUUAAAUUGA